Messenger RNA from Colletotrichum truncatum, 1110 nucleotides. RefSeq names its product ell-associated factor. The record is from RefSeq and is a predicted model, not a curated record. NCBI's taxonomy places the organism in Eukaryota, Fungi, Ascomycota, Sordariomycetes, Glomerellales, Glomerellaceae.
AUGUCGGCUCUUCGUCCGAACCACAGGGAGAAGGCUGCUCCUAAAGCCUCUGCGGCUGGGAAUGGCCUCAUUGACCCGACCAAGACGGGGAAAUACCCCGUCAUCCUGAGCGACACGUUGCUUGGGCGCACCCAGAAGGAGGUGUUUACCGCCGUACGAUACAAUCACAAGCCCGACCUCGCCUCCGAGCCUGCAACAGCUAGGUUAAAGCCCGAGACUCCGGGUAGCAAGUCCAACUUCGACCUUUCUUUCCCCGAUGGCAACAACGGCACGUACGCCUACGCGGGCACCCGCACCAUGGACGACAAUCAGUAUGUUCUAUACUUCGAUCCGGCGCGAAAGGCUUUCAUCCUCGACAAGGUGGACUCUACCUUCCACAUGAAUAUUACGCGCACCCCUUCCAACGACAACCCAGAGACCUUGCGCCAGCAGUUCGAGCAGCUUGAUACCUCCAUCACUGCAGCCCCCGCUAAACCUUCGUCGUCUUCCGCAGCGACAGACAAAUCACCCGUCAAGACAAAAGCAAAGCCCGCCGCAUCCACGGUCAACAAGCCCAAAGCUGCCCCCAAACCACGGAAACAGGUCGAGAAGAAGAAGGAGCCGGUCAAUAUUCCAUUGGCACUACCAACUAAUGACGCGCCCCCUCCGCCGCCGAAACCCGCUGCGGCUCCCCCUGCCAAAAAGAAGGAGACGCGCAAGGCGGCUGGCUCGGACGAGGAGGAGGAAGACGACGACGACGACUUUGGCCUGACGAUAGAAUACCCCGAUGAGAACAAGAACAAAAAGACGGAUUUUUCUCCCGCUUUCCCAUCUCAGGGAAUCAACAUCCGGCGCUUUUCAGACUUCUUGCGGGACUCAGAGGCCGACGACGCAGACGGCGAGUCAGAUCUCGACGAGGCGCCGUUCGACUUCAACCUCCCCAGCCCUGUCAACAACCAAGCAAGACCACGGCAAGAAGAGGCCGAGGCCGAGCCUGAGCAGAUGGAGGUCGACUCGGAGCCUGACUUUGAGGACGCCCUGGAGGACGACCUCGAGGCAGAGCUGGAGAAGGAGUUGGAAGCCGCAAAUAGCGGCGAUGCCGAAGAGAGUGAGGUGAGUGAGGAGGACUAA